GGUGAGAGGGGUGGUUCGGGUGGAUCAGAUCAGCUCUUCUCGGAAAAAUGGCCUUCUCCUCAACAAGCACGUUUUCUCGUGCCUACUGCCUGUCGACUUGUUUCUGUAGAGAGUGUCUGUUAUAGGUGAUUAUCUGUUUUUUAUCGUACGACGCCCUGUGACAGCCAUAUCCCAUUGUAUGAUCAAACGAACCUCCCCUUGUCCGUAUUGUGUAGACAGUUUCUGGUCUGCUUGUUGCGGCAGGAAGAGGCUCAGUGCUUCCGCGAAGCACCGACACAAAACCGCCACGUCUCUGGUCCUACAUGCACGGGGCAUGGGGAACAAGGGAAGUCUGUCCUUCCGUGGAAUCAGUGAAUACCGCCCUGCCAGCGUUCAUUGACACACAGGAACAUCACGCCAGUCCCGUGACAUCAUAGCGCACUGUAUCGCUGGUAAAUACAGCUGGGUCGUCGGCACUACGUUCCCGGCGUCUUGACAUGCAACGCUGACUUCGUAGUACCUAAUGUGAACGACUUGUGAGUCCGACUACACGCCAGGUGAGCUCGCACAGGUCCGAUAUGGUGUGAAAAGGAAGCAGGUGUUAGCUCGACUCAGAGUGGACGUUCAUCUAACACUGGUGGCAGCUGUGCGAUAGACGAACAUCACUCUGAGGCGUCUCCUGGGUGAGACUGAGGACAUGUAACGACGCACUUCAUCUGGAUUCAACUCAAAUCCACUGAGAAUUAAGGCUUUUUACCGUCAGCAGCUACAAAUUGCCGACACUUGCAAAAGGACAGAAUCCCAAACAUUUCGGGACAAAAUGGAUGCCCUUUUGAAAGAGCUGUCGUGCCCAGCGUGCCACAGGUUACCGUCCGACCCGCUGGUGCUGCCCUGUCAGCACAGCCUGUGUACCCGGUGUAUCGAGGACGCCCUCGCCAAGCAGUGCCUGGUGUCCCGUAAGGGGAAGAAGAGCGAGAAAGAAGACAUGAAGAAGCGGCUGCGCUGUCCGUCCUGCCGGGAGGAAGUCGUGUUCGACGAGCGGGGAAUCGACCGACUGAGACCGAACAUCGCGCUGCAGAAGAUCAUCGCGCGGGUCCGGGGUGUGGACCUGGAGGCAGACGUAGAAAUUGAGACGGACAAGGACUGCGAGGUUUGCGAGCAAACCCCUGCCGCCAAGGCGGUGAAGAAGUGCGUCUCCUGUGACCUGGCGUUUUGUGAGGAGUGUUUGAAGUCGGUUCAUUCGCGCCGAGGGUUCAAGAAGCACAAGGUGACUGAUGUUGGGCUGCCGCGCCAGGGCCUGCCGAGCACCAUCACGUGUGGGGAACACAAGGAGGAGAAGGCAAACCUCUACUGCACCAACUGCGCAUGCGUCAUCUGCUCGCUGUGUAAGCUGGUAGGGAAACACUCUGAGCACCAGGUCCGCGCAGUCGCACAGGAGUAUCAAGAACUCAAGGAGUACAUGGGGAGUCGUCUGGAGGCGCUCGCACAGAGCAUUAACGAGCAGGAAGACUUCAUCAAGGAGCUGCAGAUCAAGUGCGAGACGCUAGAGGAGAACGCCAAGAAGCACAAAGAGGUGGCAGUGGAGGAGAUAGAUUCGCUUAUCUCUACUCUACAAAAGAAGAAGGACUACCUGACGGACAAGAUUGACAGAGAGAGAAACUCCAAGUUACGAGCACUGAUGAAACAGAUGGCGUCUCUGCGCAUGCGCAUGGACGAGGGGAUCGGCGUUGUUGCUUACAGUGGGAUGAUCCUGAAGGAAGAGGACCAGGCCACGUUUCUACAGACUGCAGUUGCCUUAUGUGACAGAGUUAAGGCGGUCACGUGUCCUGAGCCUCUAUAUCCGGCAGCUAGUGACUACUUCCGGUAUGGCAACCUGGACUUAGUAAGAGAGCAGGAGAUAUUGCAGAGGAUAGACUUUCAACAAGAUGAUGUGUCUGACGUCAGCAGUGUGGCAGGAAGUCACGUGUCAGCCACCAUGGACCCCAUCACCAUGUCCUAUAACAUCAUGGAGGAACCCUCGCUGAACUUCAAGAUCAUCAUGACAGGCGACCCAGGAGUGGGGAAAACCUGUCUGGCGGCCCGGUUCGGCAACAACAGAUUUGAUAAGGAUCAGAAGCCCACCAUCGGUAUAGAGUUCGUAUCCAAGACAGCGAAGGUGGACGGGCGCAUCAUUAAAGCCCAGGUGUGGGACACGUCCGGACAGCAGAAGUACAGACCAAUGAUCAGUGCCUUCUGUCCGGGCGCCCUGGGAGCGAUGGUGGUGUAUGACAUCACCAGGAAGGAGACGUUUGAGCAUGCGCGGACGCACCUGAAGGAGGUCCGUGAGAAGUCUGACACAAACAUCGUCAUCAUGCUGGUGGGGAACAAGGGCGACCUGGGGCACAACCGGGCCGUCACAACUCAGGAGGGGCGCGAGUUCGCAGACAAACGUCACAUCCUGUUCGCGGAGACUUCCGCCAUGGAGGGGAGGAAUGUGGAGACAGCGUUCGAGCGGCUUAUCAGCGAGGUUUACCACGAGUCACAUGACUUCAGCGACAACUCCACUUGCACGGGCGGGAGUCUGGGGGACCUCAGCGAUGUGGACUCUAUGUUUGACUAGGGGUAGUUAAAUCAUCGACACAAAUUCUAUGUGAACUUCAUACAGAUUUUACAUAGGCUUAUGAUCGCCAUGGACAUCCUCCGUAUCUUAUGAAAAACUGACGAACCAUUACGUAAAACUGCUUCUUAGCCAAAACGCCUCAGAAGUUUUAGAUAAAAUACGGUUUCGUCAGUUUACUCAUACCAAUUCCUAUGUUUUGCAUAAAAUUCUAUGAAACCAUUUCUCGCGCGUUAGUUGAUGCCAAACUGGAUAGUUUUCGUGGAAAAAAUUUGACUCUGACCAAUUUAACGAUUGCUUCUUCAACGCUUGUUUUACUGUUAUUGUUCAUGAAGAAAUUGACAGUAUUUUCACAUUGUGCUGGUGCCCAGAGCUCCCACUGAAAGGGAGAAGGCAUAUUGAUGGUGUAUUGUAACAGCAACAAUGAACACGUGGAUCAAUGUGAAUCUGGUGCUAUUGCCAGUCUACAUCAGAGGGUGCAGUUCACAAGAUUGUAUGUAACUUA
This is a messenger RNA of Branchiostoma floridae (Florida lancelet), 3080 nucleotides long. Its product is annotated as E3 ubiquitin-protein ligase Midline-1-like. Gene Ontology annotation, molecular function: GTPase activity; GTP binding; zinc ion binding. Gene Ontology annotation, cellular component: recycling endosome. Lineage: Eukaryota; Metazoa; Chordata; Leptocardii; Amphioxiformes; Branchiostomatidae. Gene Ontology annotation, biological process: exocytosis. The record is from RefSeq and is a predicted model, not a curated record. The coding region runs from base 800 to 2578 and encodes 592 amino acids. The transcript has 13 exons.